Molecule: messenger RNA, 882 nt
Organism: Colletotrichum spaethianum
Lineage: Eukaryota; Fungi; Ascomycota; Sordariomycetes; Glomerellales; Glomerellaceae
Exons: 2
Coding region: 1-882 (293 amino acids)
Source: RefSeq, a predicted model, not a curated record
AUGGAGCUUUCCAAGUCGGUAGAGCCAUGCGACGAUGAGUGCCUGAAGGGCUCUGCAUCAAUGUGCAGCUGCACAGGUCGGUCGAGCAGUGCUGGGGCUGCGUGCUUUGUGGGAGCCAUGGGAUGGCUUUUGGCUUGUCGGCAGGCCUAUGCCGACGGUAUCGGCAUCCUCUACAGCACCAACACUUUCCACAUCUCAAGCCUGGAGUUGCAGCUUAACCUGCCACGCCUCCUGCCCCGUCAUCAUCUGGAAAGUGUCACGUCCCUCGAGCUCCUGUGGAAGCUGAAUACUGUCGAAACAAGCAAGACCCCGGUCAAGGACCAUGUCAAGUCCCUCUGGGACAGCGGUCCCAAUCACCAGGAUCAAUCAAACUCCCCUUUACAUGUCCUUUGUGCCACGAUGCCACAGACGUUUCCGCGCGUCCGUAGGCUCUACAUCUCGUUCCAAAGCUGGCUGGAUCCGGGGUUUCCCAGAGGCGGCCCAGAUGGUGAUGUCAUAUCCGAGAUAGACACCAUCUUCCUUGGUCCCGUGGAGAAUAUGAUGCGGACCUACUUAAGGCAACCUAGGCAGGUACCCGGCUAUGGUAACAUGGAACUAAAUGUCGCCAUCCAACGGGGUGCAUGGCAUGUCUUGCUGGCGAAAUACCACAAGCUGCUAGGAGCCAAACUGAGACUCGAGUCGGUCGAUGAGCUGUCGCGGGGCAGAUUCUGGAAGGCGCUCGGCAGUGGCACUGGUGGCAAUGCUGCCUCCGAAGAAAAUGAGGAUGAUGAGUUUGGCUACUGGAUCUGCGGCGGGUGGGAGGAUAUGAAAUUGUUCGGGCACGAUUACUGGACGAUGACGAACUGGGGCGACAAAUGGACCGGUACCAAGGAUACGUAUUGA